GUGCUAAGCAAAUAUUAAAAUCAAGAAACUAUCCUAAAAGCCUGCUCUGUGUGGUUAAUAUUUGUGCAAAUUGCAGUUCCAGCGCACCUGUUUUUGACAAGGAAAAGAAGUACGGCUUUGGCACGGGUUUUAAAGUCGUAGGCGGAUACGACUUUGUCGGUGAUGACUGGGUAGCUGGAUCGACAAGGAGUCCCGAUGGGGAUCCGUUGAACCAGAGCGGCCAUGGUACUCACGUUGCCGGGAUUGUGGCAGGUGAAUCGGAGUCAGGAUGGGUGGGAGUGGCUCCCAAGCCACCAUCUACUCUUACAAAGUUUUCGGCGCCGGCGAUGGCACGUAUGAGGACAUUAUUAUUGAAGCAAUGCUGAAAGCAUUUGAGGAUGAUGUUGAUGUCAUCACUAUUAGCAUAGGGGGCCGUGGUGGGUGGGCGAAUAGUGUAUGGGCGGUAGUAGCAAGUCGAAUCGCUGAUGAGGGAGUGGUGAUGACUAUUGGAGCUGGAAACUAUGGUACGGGCGGUCCGUAUUAUGCUAGCUCAGGGAGCUCUGGCGAGAACGUCCUCUCAGUUGCGUCAGCCGAGGUGAGCAAGGAUGGAGUUGGCGAAACAAAACAGCCAAGCUACUUUUCGAGCUGGGGCGGGCUUUACGAUCUUCAAGUCGAACCAGACAUUGCGGCUCCUGGAACCAACAUCUUCAGCGCUUGGCCUGGUCUCAAUGUAAAUGGAGCCAUUUUCUCCGGUAUGAAUAGCGUAGAUCCUUGGCACUGGAAUCUUUGUAUGCGAGGCGACGUAUUGCAUGGCCUCCACCUCGGGGGGGUCGCAUGGUCCCUUGAUGAGGCGAUGCCAGCUUACUCUCACCGUGGAGGGGCCAAGGGGACGGAAGAGCAGCCUGCCGAACCAAAGUCGCAGUCGCAGUGGGAAUAGAGUCCCGAUGGAUAGACCCAUGGAUGUAGAAUCUUUAGAUUGUCGAGAAUAGGUCUGGGAAUGAAUGUUAGAAUGGAAAGAUGUAUCUAACAAGGGCUUCGGUUGGGCGGUAUACAGCUUG
Ilyonectria robusta is the source of this 1037-nucleotide messenger RNA. Its product is annotated as peptidase S8/S53 domain-containing protein. Gene Ontology annotation, molecular function: serine-type endopeptidase activity; tripeptidyl-peptidase activity. Gene Ontology annotation, cellular component: cytosol. Gene Ontology annotation, biological process: proteolysis. Bases 269 to 916 code for a protein of 215 amino acids. The transcript has a single exon. The record is from RefSeq and is a predicted model, not a curated record. NCBI's taxonomy places the organism in Eukaryota, Fungi, Ascomycota, Sordariomycetes, Hypocreales, Nectriaceae.